ACUUUCAGAUUGAAUAUUUUUCUAUCGUAACAUUAUAAGUGAUCGAAAAUCACUUUAUUCUAAAUAUCCGUUUAACGAUACAAGGCUCAGGGUUAAAGCUGUUGAAGUAAAAUGAGUGAGAUAGCUCAGUACAAUGAAAUUUCUAAAUUGUACGACUCCACAAGGGAAGCUGCUGAAGCCCACAUUCUCAAAAGUCUAAUGGAAAACUUCACCGGAAAAAGUGUCAAGGACAUGGAUAUUAUUGACAUUGGAUGUGGAACGGGUAACUACUCUAAAUAUUUCCUCCAAUUUGAGCCACACAGCUUGGUGUUAAUGGAUGCUAGUGAGGGAAUGAUUAGUAAGGCCAAAGCCAAACUGUCCCCUGACCCUGCCAAAACCAGCCUGUCAUUCAAACAAGUCGUUCUGCCAGAGAUGCCAUAUGAUGACAAUUCUUUUGAUGCUGCAAUGAUUAAUCUGGUUCUACAUCAUUUAGAGAAAAAUCCUGAUGGAAAAUCUUUUCCAAAGGUAGUUCAAACUUUGAAGGAGGCAUAUCGGAUCCUCAAGCCGGGAGGGGUUUUAACCAUCACUACCGUGACACCUGAACAAUUAGAUGGAAACUGGUUUUCAAAACUUGUCCCUCAGAACACAGAGCGUUGGCACAAAAGAUUGCUUACUCACAAACAAAUGAAGACAAUUCUGGAGGAGUCUGGGUUUAAACUUGUGUCAGCUCAGUCAACAUUGAUGGCAUCGUAUCACCCAAAUCAUGAUAACAUAGAGGGACCUUUGGAAAAAUCCUGGAGGGACAGUAUAUCAUUCUGGGGAACUUGUACAGAGUCAGAAAUUCAGGACAUGAUACAAAAAGUCACAAAAAUGAAAAAUGAAGGAACUCUUCAAGAAUUCUAUGAAAAACAUGAGAAAAUACAUAUUUUUGGGGCAUUGGAAAUUUUAGCAGCUAAAAAGGAAGUCAAAUAAAGUUUUUCAAGAUUUUAA
Saccostrea echinata is the source of this 969-nucleotide messenger RNA. RefSeq names its product demethylmenaquinone methyltransferase-like. Bases 112 to 951 code for a protein of 279 amino acids. Gene Ontology annotation, molecular function: S-adenosylmethionine-dependent methyltransferase activity. The transcript is spliced from 4 exons. The record is from RefSeq and is a predicted model, not a curated record. NCBI's taxonomy places the organism in Eukaryota, Metazoa, Mollusca, Bivalvia, Ostreida, Ostreidae.